Messenger RNA from Colletotrichum siamense, 2544 nucleotides. It is a transcript of the gene NCL1, whose product is annotated as Multisite-specific tRNA:(cytosine-C(5))-methyltransferase. Gene Ontology annotation, biological process: tRNA methylation. Gene Ontology annotation, molecular function: tRNA binding; tRNA (cytidine-N5)-methyltransferase activity. The transcript is spliced from 3 exons. The coding region runs from base 1 to 2544 and encodes 847 amino acids. Gene Ontology annotation, cellular component: cytoplasm; nucleus. The record is from RefSeq and is a predicted model, not a curated record. NCBI's taxonomy places the organism in Eukaryota, Fungi, Ascomycota, Sordariomycetes, Glomerellales, Glomerellaceae.
AUGGGUCGCAAGUUCAAGGGCAAGAAGGGCAAGGGACGCGGCGGCGGUGCUGACCGCGGCCGCCAGCCUCGCAGCGAGUCGUGGCAGUCGUACCCGGCCGUCGACAAGAAGAACGAGAGGCUUCAGCGCUACUACAACACCAUCAUCGGCCUGUCCGAGGAGGAGCAGGGUCCCUUCUGGGAUGCGCUGCGCAGAGAUCUCCCCAACAGCUUCCGUUUUUGCGGCUCCAAGGGCCACGCCUUGACCGUGAAGAAGCUCUUCCAGGAACGUUACAUGCCCGAGAUCGUCAAGAUCGAACACGCCGAUGGCCGCGCCGUCGAGCCCCCCAAGCCUCUCGAGUGGUACCCCAACGAACUUGCCUGGUGGAUGACCACCCCGAAGAACGUCAUUCGCAAAUAUGCUCCCUUUUCCUCCUUCCAGAAGUUCUUGGUCUCUGAGACGAGUGUCGGCAACACGAGCAGACAGGAGGUCGUCAGCAUGAUCCCUCCUCUUUUGAUGGACGUUCGUCCUGGCAUGACUGUCCUGGACAUGUGCGCCGCUCCCGGCAGCAAGGCCGGCCAGCUUCUUGAGAUGAUUCACCAGGGCGAGGAGGCUAGAAUCCGAAAGGUCCUGCGCGCCUACGCCAAGGAGGAUGGACUUGCCCUUGGCGACGAGACCGAGGAGGAGCGUGAGGCUGAUCUCGCAGCCGACUCUUCGGAUGACGGUCGUGCCACCGGUAUUCUGAUCGCCAACGACGCCGACUACAAGCGCGGACACCUCCUUGUUCACCAGCUCAAGCGCAUUUCAUCACCCAACCUGCUCGUCACUAACCACGACGCCACGCAGUACCCGGCAAUCAAGCUCCCUUCGGACCCCGCGACCCCGAACAAGCCCGUCUACCUCAAGUUUGAUAGAAUCUUGGCUGACGUUCCUUGCUCUGGCGACGGCACCCUGAGAAAGAACGCGAACCUCUGGAAGGAUUGGCAGCCUGGAAAUGCCCUCGGUCUCCACGUUACUCAAGUCAGAAUCCUGCUGCGUGCCCUCGCCAUGCUCAAGGUCGGAGGCCGUGUUGUCUACUCUACCUGCUCCAUGAACCCCGUCGAGAACGAAUCCGUUAUCGCUGCUGCCAUCGAUCGCUGCGGUGGCCCCGACAAGGUCGAGAUCGUUGACUGCAGCAACGAGCUGAAGGGUCUCAUCAGAGCCCCUGGUAUGCGCAAAUGGCAGAUCAUGGACAAGUCUGGCAGGCUGUGGAGCUCUCAGGCGGAAGUCGAUGAGUUCACCAAGAACAGCACUGAUGGCAUCGCCCCCGGCAGACUUGCCGAGACCAUGUUUCCUCCCUUGGAGGACAGCGUCUGCGCUAACCUUCCCCUUGAGCGUUGCAUGAGAGUCUACGGUCACCAGCAGGACACCGGCGCUUUCUUCAUCACGGUCCUGCAGAAGAAGUCGGAGCUCAAGAUUCGUCCCGAGGACCAGAAGUCCGAUACAAACGGGACCGGAGCGACCGUCACACCCGCGGCUGAGAACGGCACCGAAACCAAGACGGAGGAGAACACUGAAGAGAAGACCGAGAAGACCGACGAGAAGGUUGAAGAGAAGACUGAGGAGACGGUCGAGGCUGCGGCUGAGGACCCCGCGCAGGAUGCCACAAACGGCACGAAGCGACCGCGCGAGGACGAGGCGGCUGAAGGCGAGUCCCAAGACGCGAAGAAGCCCAAGCUUGCAUCGCAGAACAAGCCUCAGAAAUCCAACCGCAACGCCCACGGCCAGGUCGAGGAGCCCUACAAGUACCUCGACCCCAAGCACGAGGUCAUUCAACACAUCAAGGGAUUCUAUCACAUCUCUUCUCGUUUCCCGGAAGACCGCUUCAUGGUGCGCAACGCCGCCGGCGAGCCUGCCAAGGCCAUCUACUACACCUCUGCCCUGGCGCGCGACAUCCUCAAAGAGAACGAGGGUCGCGGCAUCAAGGUCAUCCACGGCGGCGUCAAGAUGUUUAUGAAGCAGGACGCCCCGUCUGCCGAGGUCUGCCGCUGGAGAAUCCAGUCCGAAGGCAUGCCCAUCCUCCAGGGCUAUGUCGGCGAGUCUCGCGUCGUCCGCCUCACAAACAAGGAGACCCUCCGCAGGCUCCUCAUCGAGAUGUUCCCCCGUAUCGCCGACGGCGAGUGGCAGUCCAUGGGCGAAAUAGGAGAGCGCAUCAGGGACAUUGGCAUGGGCUGCUGCGUGCUGCGGGUUGAGCCCGACGGCUCCGAUGCCUCCUUCAGCGAGCGUAUUGCGCUCCCGUUGUGGAAGAGCAUCCACUCCCUCAACCUCAUGCUGCCCAAGGACGACCGCACGGCGAUGCUCUUGCGUAUCUUCAACGACACCACGCCAUUGAUCAAUAACAGCCUCCAGAAGCAAAAACAGAUUGACGAGGCUGCCAAGGCCAAGGCCGCUGAGGAGGCCGCGAUCGCCGAGCAGGAGUAUGCCGAUAUUGAGGACGCACCCACCCCCGAAGAGAUGGAUUUCGAGCCCACCUCGGUGCCCGCGGCUGAAGAGGCCGCUCUCGAGACCACCAACGGAGAGAACUAG